Molecule: messenger RNA, 723 nt
Organism: Funneliformis mosseae
Lineage: Eukaryota; Fungi; Glomeromycota; Glomeromycetes; Glomerales; Glomeraceae
Source: the annotation of a GenBank genome assembly
AUGCCUAAAACAUUAAAACAAAAAAAAGUUAUCCGCGCAAAACCUUUUACUAUUAGCAUUUAUAACGCAAAUAUUCGUGACAAUAGUUCCAAGUUGAAAAGUGUAACUAAUAUUAGUGAACUUGGCAAUAAUAAUGUCUCCACAGUUACCAAACCAACUUUCCCUCCCGCAUUAACGACAAUCGAUCUUAUAAGCACGAUUAAAUGUACGUCCAACAGCAGUAAAGCAAAAACAUUCCCAAAUGCUUUUAUCGCGUAUCGAAUAGCAUUUAUUAAAGAGUAUCGUAAUAAGGACAUUAAAUUACCACCUAUGUGCAAACUAUCUAGUAUUGCAAAAAGUUCUUGGAAUGAAGAACCACAAAACGUAAAAGAUUUUUACAUUAAGCUAUCUGAAGACGCCAAAUCUUUGUAUAAGAAGAAGUCUGUUCAGUUCAUGUUUGACAAACAUAUGAAUAUAGUUGAAAAUAAUCAAGAAAGCCAAGAACAAGAACAAGUUUCACAUUCGCAGAAAACGAGUGUAAGUUGCGAAGAUGACUCUGACUACGUCAAUAAUAAUCAAUGCGCUGAGCGCUCUCACGUUAAGGACGUACAAGCUUCAUCAAGUGAGGAACUUUCGAUUGAGGAGGUUUCUCAUAAUUAUAGAUUUUUCGAAGAUCCGUAUGGUACGAAUUCAGCAGAUCGAGAAUUGUUUUAUUUACUUGAUUAUCACUUCACAAAUGAAUAA